AUGAUAUACCCACAAAAAAGAUUGGAGUUAAUAUCCAAACUUAACCAACUGAAACAUCAAGAGAAAUUUCAAUUAGCCCUUGAUAUUUGGAAAAACAUCUCUGAACAAGAUCCAACAUUUAAGGCAUAUCUGAACGGUAUUGUAGAAAGUACUGAUCCUUAUCAAGUAUUGAGGGAUUUUGUCAACUCGUAUUUGGAAAAUGGUGUUGAUAUUGGUGAUGCUGACAUUAGUGAUAUAUCAGAUGAAGAAAUGAUGGCAACAUCAUUUCUUAACGAAGAUCCAAACCUCUUCGAUCCUAUUCAGAGGUAA
This is a messenger RNA of Naegleria fowleri, 309 nucleotides long. RefSeq lists its product as uncharacterized. Bases 1 to 309 code for a protein of 102 amino acids. NCBI's taxonomy places the organism in Eukaryota, Heterolobosea, Eutetramitea, Acrasida, Naegleriidae. The transcript has a single exon. The record is from RefSeq and is a predicted model, not a curated record.